Messenger RNA from Ostrea edulis (European flat oyster), 2884 nucleotides. RefSeq lists its product as uncharacterized. The transcript is spliced from 8 exons. Bases 37 to 1473 code for a protein of 478 amino acids. NCBI's taxonomy places the organism in Eukaryota, Metazoa, Mollusca, Bivalvia, Ostreida, Ostreidae. The record is from RefSeq and is a predicted model, not a curated record. Gene Ontology annotation, biological process: toll-like receptor signaling pathway; immune response. Gene Ontology annotation, cellular component: membrane. Gene Ontology annotation, molecular function: transmembrane signaling receptor activity.
UACCAGAACUCGCGAUCGCCUGGACUAAAAAUAGAAAUGAACAUGGCUGGGGACAGCCAGCAUCUGCUUUCAAACAGCUCUGAUGCAUUAUUUGAAAAUGAAUAUGAAAAAGAGCAGUUUCUCCAACAAGAUAUCGGGAUUUCAACAGCUGAGGCACUGGAUGAAUCAAUGCCGAUACAAGAUACCCCAGAUGAAUCUGUUCCACUGCCGCCGGAUAAGAAAUACCAUUUGUUUAUAUCCUACAGUUCGGAGGAUAGGGACGAUGCAAUCAAGAUAUGUGAUCAUAUGGAACAAAGAUUUCACAUGAAAUGUAUGAAUUUCGAGCGUGAUUUCGUUCCUGGAAAACAUAUUGAUGAUAACAUCGCGGAUGAAAUGCGGAGCAGUGUCAAAGUUCUCAUAAUUUUAAGUCCGAAUUAUAUAAAAAGCCACUGGUGCGUUCAGGAGGCACGGGAGGCCUGCGAGUUAUCGUUCACAGAUUUAUCAAACUUAAAUGUAAUCCCAUUGAUGCUUCGGCCACUGGAUGAUAAAUUACCUCCGUUUUUGAAGUCCUUGGUUUAUAUCGAUGCACAGAGAGAGCUUGAUGUACCUGCAAAGAUACACGAAGCGUUUGUGCACUCAGGUUCCAUUGAUCCUUUAUUCAGAAGUGGUGAAAUGGCUUUAAAUGCAAAUAAUGGAGCGUUUCUUUGUCAAAAGUUUGCUUCAAAAGCAAACUUUUGGGAGCAUGGUUUUGCCUACCGGUUUCCGCCCCUGGAGGAGCAUGAAAAAGAGAAAUUCGCUUCCUUUGAUCUCGAUCCUAUAGAGUGUGCCAAACAUUACGAUUUCCUUAUAAAGGAUUUGAAUGACGGUGUUCUUAUUCGGAAAUAUCCAUUAUUUGUUUCUAAAUGGCGCUUUCUAUUGGUGUGUGUGAUGUUUCUGACAACCACGUGCUUCUUUGCUGGAUUGGGUUUCAUCGCUCUCAGCACGGGCGGUAACCUCGGAUUCACUGUCUUCGUAAUAAUAACCAUUGUCGGCGUCGUUGUUGUCAUUUUGAUCUGCCCGUGUUCCCUUUGCUGUUUGUAUAUCUGUCGACGAAGCCUUUCCUCAUCAAUUCACCCCGUGCUACUCCGUCUCAACGUAGAGUUCUAUACGACGAGUAAAUGCUUGAUUUUCUUUGAUAACAGUUCUGUUUCCAAACCCUCUCUCAACAUCUUUAAGUAUGAUGCCUCAGAGUGUCGGAAAUAUAUUUGUCUUCUGCUAGAGAAAACGAGACCGGCCUUAAGUGAAGAAGAGAUCAAGAAAACUACGGAUGGUUUGUUUAAUGAAAAAUUGAGGGACUUGCAGCUGACCAAUGGCCUGAUUAAUUGGACAUCCUUGCCAGAGAGCGCCUCCAAACGUCACAACACUAGGAACUUCAGAGCUUGUCUGUGUGAAAUGGUGGAAGAUAUUCUUAAUUCAGAGAGAAGAGAUAUACAUCGGGGAAUCAUCGAGGUCUGAAUAGAGUGGACACCAGAAUCAUUAACAGUCACUAGAAGAAUCUUAAUGAGUUUUAAUGUGAAGUUGAUUUUUGAUAUGUAGCAAACACAAACACCAUUUCCUCCAAAGGUUAGGAAACAGGUUACCUAGACUGCUUGCAAUGUGAAAAAAAAAAAAAAAAGCUUUUAUUUAUAUUUUGGAUGCUUUGGAAUUUUAAUGUAACUGUUAUCAAUUCAAAAUUAGGUUUAUGUACAGUUAUAUUUUGAUUUUAGAAAAUAUAAAUCAUAUAUUCUAAAGAAAAAAUGCCGACUUUUAAAAUUUGAAAGGUAUCAGGAUAUGGGGCUCACGGCGGGUGUGACCGGUCAACAGGGGAUGCUUACUCCUCCUAGGCACCUGAUCCCACCUCUGGUGUGUCCAGGGGUCCGUGUUUGCCCAACUAUCUAUUUUGUAUUGCUUGUAGGAGUUAUGAGAUUGAUCACUGUUCGUUAUCUUCACCUUGCAUACAAUAUUCUACUUACAUAUUACAUACAAUCAUCAAACUUUUAACAUACUUAAAUUAUAUGAGGCAAUAGUAAUAAAUUACAUAUUUAUGUCCCCUUCAAAGAAGAGGUGCAUAUUGCUUUGCACCUUUUGGUCGGUUGGUAGACCACACAUGUUGCCCAUUUAAUAUCCUGAGAACCAGUCAUUUGAUCAUAAUGAUAGUAGGUUGGUUAUAGGUAGAAGACCCCCAUUGAUUUUCGCGUCAAAACAUCAAGGGUCCAUCCUCUCUGGACAUAGGAAAGAUACUUUCCACUCAAUAUCUUGAGAAUGCUUUAUUUGAUAUACAUCAAACUUGGUACAUUGAAAAGAGGCAUUGACCUUAUUGAUUUUGAGGUCACAUAGUCAAAGGUGAAGGGCCAGUCUACUCUGGACAUAGGAAGAUAUUGUAUGCUCAAUAUCUGUAGAACCCUUUGCUUGACAGACAUCAAACUUGGUACAUCAUAAGGAGUAGAUGACUCCUAUUGAUUUCGGGUGCACAUGGUCAAAGGUCAAGGAUCACACUGGACAUAGUAAUAUAUUGUUUCCUAUGUUUUAAGAAUAAUUUGAUUGAUUGACACCAAACUUUGUACACUGGUAAUCCUUAGGAGUAGAUUACCCCUAUUAAUUUUUAGGUCACAUGGUCAAAGCAGGGUCAAUCCCCCAUGGACAUAGGAAGAUAUUUUCUGCUUAAUAUCUUGAAUUGUUUUGUCACUACUAUCAAUUAAAUGAUGCAUGUGUUUAACCCGUUUCGCUUUUGCACCAUGGGAAUAUAAAUUUUACAAACUUUUCUUGUUAGAUAUGUAUCCUAUGUACAUGUAGUACUGUAACUAAGCUGUACAUCCUUUUCUUUUGAGUACGAAUAUCGGAUUUAAAACAAGUCGUAUUUUGACUACAAUUACAUUAUAAUACGUUC